This is a messenger RNA of Ictalurus punctatus (channel catfish), 1470 nucleotides long. It is a transcript of the gene casp3b, whose product is annotated as caspase 3, apoptosis-related cysteine peptidase b. Gene Ontology annotation, biological process: proteolysis; keratinocyte differentiation; positive regulation of apoptotic process. Bases 173 to 1030 code for a protein of 285 amino acids. The transcript is spliced from 7 exons. Gene Ontology annotation, cellular component: cytoplasm. Lineage: Eukaryota; Metazoa; Chordata; Actinopteri; Siluriformes; Ictaluridae. The record is from RefSeq and is a predicted model, not a curated record.
ACUCAUCUGACCGCUCAGGCUGGUUGGAGUGGGCGGAGCUAUCGACUUUAAGGGAAGGCUCGAGGCUCGAAGUUAUGUGUUUAUUAGAAAAACUCCAGUUCGUGGGAAGUACGCCGGUGUUCGUUAUCUUUUCACUUCUCAACUUCGGACAACUCGUUUUGUUUUAGAGGCCAUGUCGGUUGUGGAGAAGAAUGGUAGAGCAGACGGAGAAGACCAUGUGGAUGCCAAGAAGAUCGACUCCACAGAGGUGACUGCUCGCAGUGAAACUGUUCGUGCCAAAGGCUACACAGAAGCUGAUUCAGAUGCAUACCGUAUGGAUUACCCCAACCUUGGGAAAUGUGUCAUCAUCAACAACAAGAAUUUUACCAAAAGUACAGGCAUGACAGAGCGCAAUGGAACAGAUGUUGAUGCUGCAAAAAUACUGCAAGUCUUCCAAAAGCUGGGCUUCAAAACUAUGAUCCAAAAUGACCAGAGUGUUUCACAGAUGAAGCAGCUUUUAAAAUCAGUGUCCCAAGAGGACCACAGCAAGUCGGCCAUGUUUGUGUGUGUGAUCCUAAGCCAUGGGGAUGAAGGAGUUAUCUAUGGCACUGAUGACUCCAUAGAGCUGAAAGAGCUGUCUGGAUUCUUCCGAGGAGAUCGGUGUCUCUCACUAGUUGGCAAACCUAAACUCUUUAUCAUUCAGGCUUGUCGUGGAACAGAUUUGGAUCCUGGCAUUGAGACCGAUAGUGUUAGUGAUUCAGAGGGCACACACAGGAUUCCUGUUGAAGCAGACUUCUUGUACGCGUACUCUACUGCUCCAGGUUAUUAUGCUUGGAGAAACACAGCCAAUGGAUCUUGGUUCAUAUCCAGUCUGUGUGAAUUGCUGACUAAGUAUGGCAGAGAGCUGGAGAUUAUGCAGCUUAUGACACGCGUCAACCGCAAGGUGGCGUUAGAGUUCCAGUCUUGCUCCACCAUUCCUGGUUUCAGUGACAAGAAACAAAUACCAUGCAUUGUGUCUAUGUUGACCAAAGACUUGUACUUUCCAAAGUGAUCAUUUGAAUUAAAAUCAGUCAAAUUUAGUUUAGUAUAGUAUAGUAUGGUAUAGUUUUUUUAUAGCGUAAUGUGGUUGUAUGAAACACUACACAGAAAUCCGCUGCAUCAGAAUAUAAUAACAAUAGUAUAUAUUUUUACAAGUACAUUUUUGCAUAUUUUCAUGCAGUAAUUUUUUUUUUUUACUUUGUCCUGUACCAUGUAACAUGGCAUACAUUAACAACAGAGAUGUUUACUUUGGCCAUACCGGCAUGAUGGACUAAAACUUUGGUUUAACGGGUAUUAACCUUUACACGAAUAAACUGGAUAUUCAUGUUUAGCUCAUUGUUGGAUAGCAGCAUUCAUUUCCCCACAAUGCAAACCGUAUAUGAACUGCCAGAGAAAUUCCUGCUGUCUUCAUCUGUUUUCUGUGUUUUCUUAAAUAAAUCUCUGAUCAAAUUA